CAGUCUUCCAACAGUAGAUUUUCAUACCAGCCAGUUGGUUGUUUGGCCAGACAUUGAACAACACAGUGGGCCAAGUUUAUACUUACGACAAAAUCCUGGCUUUGAGACCUUGCAUGUGUGUGAUUGAUUCAGCAAUCCGAGAUGGCCGUUACAAAAGGGAUUUGCUCCGGGUCACCCAGGCAGGAGCAUGUGGACAUCCUGUUGUAGCUGGUUUUGUUUAGAACCCACCGCCACAGUGGAAGAAAACGUCAGCUCUUGGCGCCAGGCCUACACAAACUCGGGCUACAGCCAAUCCCUGACCUCUCCCGAACAUAUGUGCAAGGCCUGCGGAGGCCAAUUCAACACCAUCGCUAGGAAGCAUGUCUGCGUGGACUGCAAGAAGAACUUCUGCGGCCACUGCUCGGUGCAGCUUGAGCCGCCAUGCCUGCGACUCUGCCACACAUGUCAGCACUUUCACGGAACCCUAUUCGACCGCGCCCAGUUGAUGCGACUCAAGGUGCGGGAGCUGCGUGACUACCUCCACCUGCAUGAGGUGCCCACCCAGACGUGCCGGGAAAAGGAGGAGCUGGUUGAGCUGGUCUUGGGCCAGCAGACCCCUAGCACCAGCACCAGCAGUGAGACCGUGUCCUCCCAGCCCAGGGCUCACAACAACGUCCCUUCCCCAGGCACACCAUCCCCUCUCCAGACACAGGGCCCUAUCAGCCCUGACACAUUGAGCCCAGAGCAGCCAGAACAAUCAGCCCCUGAGGCAGAGCCAGAGUCAGAGCAGAUAUCUGAGGAGGAGGAUGAAGAAGAGGAGGACGAGGGUGAAGAGUCAUCAGACAACGAGGAGACCCUGAUCCCCGGCCGCAGGGCCUCUCUGUCUGACCUGAGCUGCGUUGAGGACAUCGAGGGCCUGAGCGUGCGCCAGCUGAAGGAGAUCUUGGCCCGCAACUUUGUCAACUACAAGGGCUGCUGCGAGAAGUGGGAGCUGAUGGAGAGGGUCACCCGCCUCUACAACAACCAGAAGGACCUCCAGAACCAAGUUUCAAAUACAACAAGUAAAGAAGACCCUGCGGCUCCCAAGAGCCAGGAGGAGAACCUCUGUCGGAUCUGCAUGGACUCACCCAUUGACUGUGUUCUGCUGGAGUGUGGCCACAUGGUCACCUGCAGCAAGUGCGGCAAGCGCAUGAGCGAGUGCCCCAUCUGUAGGCAGUACGUGGUACGGGCGGUGCAUGUCUUCAGGUCCUGAUGCAUUGCCACAGGGAGGGACACAAUGGACAAAAUGGCAUUACUGCCACCACUGCUCAGUGAUAGCAUAGCUUACAAGAAUAAACUAUAUAAUGCACACUCUCACUCAUUCAAACAGUCUUCUUCACACUGGUGUUCCAGAGAAAUAACCUGACUCCACUUUUCCGGGUUCUCAGUGUCACGUUCUUGAAAAUGAUCGGACCAAGGUGUAGAGUGAGUAUAGUUCCACAUAUUUAUUUAAGUGAAACUAACAAAACAAAACUUACAAAGACCGUGAGGACGUAGUGCCCAAACACACUAACAAUCAAUCAAUAUCCCACAAAACACAGGCGGGGAAAUAGCUACCUAAAUAUGAUCCCCAAUCAGAGGCAACGAUAAACAGCUACCUCUAAUUGGGAACCAUAUUAACACCAACAUAGAAAUAGACAUACUAGAUAACCCCCUAGUCAUGCCCUGACCUACUACACCAUAGAGAACCAAGGGCUCUCUAUGGUCACGGCGUGACACUCAGUUUUUCUACUCCACCUGCACCUAUUGUUUCUGAUCUUUCAGCGUCUUACAAGAACUCAAGAUUUCAGUACAAUAACUUUGUUAUUCAAAUAGUUUUACUCUGUUGUUCAUAUCAAUAGCAAAACGGAGAGAGUGGCCAGAAUAGUGCUAUUUGACCAAUGGUGAGCAACACUCAGGGCCCCAUUUUGACAAUGCGAAUAAGCGGCGGUAAUGUAAGAGACCAAAAUUUGGAAAACUUCUAAACUGUUUAUUUCCAACCUUAUCGCCUCAAGCAAGGCUUGGAAAAAGCAGGCUUGGAUAUGACGGUGUGGAUAUUUAAUGCAGGCAAUGCAGUAGUUGUGUAAUUGGUGCAUUAAGUGGCGCACAGAAUAUUUGAAGUGCUAAAGUCUGUUUUGCACCCUCGAAAUGUCACUCACUGACUUCAGUACCUGCAACCCAGCUGAUCUGUUAAUUGGUCUUGUGGUCCAGAGCCAUCUUUAGGUUGCAGUGCACUUGCUAAGCAUAGAACCCAGGCCUUAUUUGUCUUAUGGGCGAUCCUUCAGACACAGAGAUGUGUGGUGGUUGAACAUAGCAUCCUAGGAGUGGAAACAGCCCUUUCAAUGCAAUUGUCUGCAUGUAGCUCACCGAAAGUACUUGAGGAGGGAUCAAGGAGGCAUACGGCUUGGUUUCAUUUGCCCUUUUAUGGUCAAAAUACCCUUUAACUUGUAGUUAUUUUAUCAAAACUGGAAAAGAACACACAUUGACUUGACAGUUCAUACAGUUCUGUAAAUGAGCCACAAUGGGAACAUUUUCUGAAAUGUAAACCAUGCACAGUAGAUAUGCAUUUAUAAAAAUUCUCUGGAUGUUGUCAAUUGUUUGCUGUUGUUUGAGGGUGGUUCUGUGACCUUAUCCCAAAUUAGGUUUGAGGUAAAGAGAGCUGACCUCGUUUGGCAGCAUGUCUACAUUCUAAGGCUCUCACCAUCCCCCUCUUAUCAGCAAGUGCCCAAGAAUGGAAUGCUCAUUGACUACGCAGUGCACUGAAUGCACUCGUUUCCUAAUGACAAGUUGAUGUAUUAUGUUAACUUCUAGUUUAUCAAAACAUCAAAGUGUUCUGCAAAUUUA
Salmo salar (Atlantic salmon) is the source of this 2841-nucleotide messenger RNA. RefSeq names its product E3 ubiquitin-protein ligase rififylin. NCBI's taxonomy places the organism in Eukaryota, Metazoa, Chordata, Actinopteri, Salmoniformes, Salmonidae. Gene Ontology annotation, biological process: protein K48-linked ubiquitination; negative regulation of extrinsic apoptotic signaling pathway via death domain receptors; proteasome-mediated ubiquitin-dependent protein catabolic process. Gene Ontology annotation, molecular function: ubiquitin protein ligase activity. The record is from RefSeq and is a predicted model, not a curated record. Gene Ontology annotation, cellular component: cytoplasm; plasma membrane.